GGAGGGGAGGGGAGGCAGGGGAGGGAGGGGCGGCGCGGAGGAGCUGUCCGCCUCGCACGUUUCCAAUCGCAUUACGUGAACAAAUAGCGGAGGGGCAGCGGGGCCAGAACGGCUUGUGUAACUGCAAACUUGUCAGAAAGUUUAAAAUCUCUCCCUCCUUCUACUCCAGACACUGUGCGCUCUCGCGGACCGUCGUGCGCCGCUCCCCGUCGCCUUCCAGGACUGGGAAAGGGGAGAGGAGGACGGUGCCACGUCCGACGGCCGCCUGGGCUGGGGGCAGGGUCUGCCGUUCGCCCUUGGCACGACUCCCUGCGACCAGUCCCCUCGCCUCGCCCUCCUCCUCCCCGCUCGCAGAAGAUCUGAGACCCCGUCUUCUUCUUCUUUUUUUUUUCUCUCCUAGCCACGUCCUCCCCGAGAAGGGACGAGCCGGGAGCAUCAUGCGCUUCGCCUGGACCGUGCUCCUCCUGGGGCCUCUGCAGCUCUGUCCCCUUCUCCGUUGCGCCCCGCCGAGCACCCGCGAGCCGCCCCCCGCCCCGGGUGCCUGGCGCCAGACGAUCCAAUGGGAGAACAACGGGCAGGUGUUCAGUCUGCUGAGCCUCGGGGCGCAGUACCAGCCUCAGCGACGCCGCGACCCUAGUGCCGCUGCCCCGAGAGCCGACGGCGACGCCGCCUCGCAGCCGCGCACGCCCAUUCUGCUGCUGCGUGACAACCGCACCGUCUCUGCCCGGGCCAGGACGCCGAGCCCGUCUGGGGUCGCCGCGAGUCGCCCCCGGCCCGCCGCUGCCCGCCACUGGUUCCAAGCUGGUUUCUCGCCGUCGGGGGCUCGCGAUGGAGCCUCACCACGGCGAGCGGCGAACCGGACUGCGUCGCCACAGCCUCCGCAGCUCAGCAAUCUGAGGCCACCCAGCCACGUAGAUCGCAUGGUGGGCGACGACCCCUACAAUCCCUACAAGUACUCCGACGACAACCCCUAUUAUAACUACUACGACACGUAUGAGAGGCCCCGGCCCGGGAGCAGGUACCGACCUGGAUACGGCACCGGUUACUUCCAGUACGGUCUCCCGGACCUGGUGCCGGAUCCCUACUACAUCCAGGCUUCCACGUACGUCCAGAAGAUGUCUAUGUACAACCUGAGAUGCGCUGCGGAAGAAAACUGCCUGGCCAGUUCAGCAUAUAGGGCGGAUGUCAGAGACUAUGACCACAGGGUACUGCUACGAUUUCCUCAAAGAGUGAAAAACCAAGGGACAUCGGACUUCUUACCAAGCCGCCCUCGGUAUUCCUGGGAGUGGCACAGCUGCCAUCAACAUUACCACAGCAUGGAUGAAUUCAGCCACUAUGACCUGCUUGAUGCCAACACUCAGAGGAGAGUGGCUGAAGGCCACAAAGCAAGCUUCUGUCUGGAGGACACAUCCUGUGACUAUGGGUACCACAGGCGCUUUGCAUGCACUGCACACACACAGGGAUUGAGUCCUGGAUGUUAUGAUACCUAUGCGGCAGACAUAGACUGCCAGUGGAUUGAUAUUACAGAUGUACAACCUGGAAACUACAUUCUAAAGGUCAGUGUAAACCCCAGCUACCUGGUGCCUGAGUCAGACUACAGUAACAAUGUUGUACGCUGUGAGAUUCGCUACACAGGACAUCAUGCCUAUGCCUCAGGCUGCACAAUUUCACCGUAUUAGAAAGAUGCCUGCUUCCCAGUGGAUAAAGCAGUACCUGGUGUUUGGACAUAUGGAAACCAUAGAGUAGCUUAAGUAGGAAGGAUUUACAUUUUUUAAAGGACAAACAGAAAACAACAAAGGAGGUUUUGUUUGGACUCUUUCACAACAAAUCACAUAUCUGGAUUUUGAGUGUUUGAAUCAGCAUUAUUUGGCAAAUUUUAGAUAUUCAUGUUGUUUUAUGAAUUAACAGUGUUUCAAUUCUGUGGGUGCAUCGUGGGCUCUUUCAAAGAACUCUGAACUUCUUAUCUUCUUUUGAAAUUAUAGUGCAAAUGAGAAAAUGAUAUUUUAAUGAGUGAGCCACAAUUUGAACUGAUUAUUUUCUAAAGUGUUGAAACCAGCGAAACGAUAAUGUGCUUAUAUUUGCCUCAACUUAGAUUGAUUCUUAAAAAGGUGUCCCUAUUCUGUAAACAGAAAUGAAUACACCUGGCUGAGGAAGGGUCAAACACCUGACUAUUGUUGUCAUGAAGUAUAGUUCUAGAGCAGAGAGAUGGCGAUAUAUGUAUUCAGAUAGUUACAUCCCUAUAUAAAAUUAUGUUUACAUUUUUAGAGUUACUAGAUAAUUUUCUUUCUGUUAAUUGCUUAAUUUCACUCUGACUUGAGUCAACUUGUUUUGGAAUGAAUUAGAUAAUUCCAAAUUCCUGUUCGAUACUUGUUUGCUAUAUGCCCCCACGCUGCUUAGUUUUUCUGUGGGCGGAAAUGUCUAAUGUGGCAAUCUUCACAUCACCAUUGUGAGGAUUCACAGCAGAGGGAAAUCAUUCCAAUGACAGGUGUGAUCAAUGGAGAGCUAGCAUGCCCUGCAGCAUAUUUUACUGUUAGCCACAAUUAAGUCACUGCUGACACGGCAAUUAUGCAAUGACUCACAACAUCACAACCAUAUUUCAAAUACUGUAAAAAAAAAAUACUGGAAAACCUUUUUAAAUUUUUUUCAACUCUACUCCACUUCUGAAAUGUUCAGCUAUUAAGGGGAAGGUUGAAUUUAUAUAUACAAAACCAUCCAUAAUAGAUGACCUACUGGGUGCAAUGCAGGCCAUUAUCCUAGACUCUUCAGGAGUUGGGUGUACACGUUUUUUGUGUAUUUACAAAAUACGGCCCAAUUAGUGAAGCACAUAGCAUUAUAUACUUGAGAGGUUGCCGAACAAGACGGAAGCAGGUCCUUUCUGCAAAAAUAAGGACCGUGCACCACAAUGAGACCGCUGUGACCUUACUUAAAACUGUGAAACUGUGAGCAGCAGUAGGAUACGGAGACUCUUAAAUUCAGAAGGUGCAGAAAGAAAUCAAGUUAGACUUUUGAGCUCCCGGUGCUUAUGCCGAAGUUUUCUUUCAUUUACCAGCAUUAAAAUCUCAAGUAAGGUAUCUCCUAUGCCAGGACAUGUCAGGUAGACCUUUUGAAGUGAGCUGGAAUCCUGUCUUAUGUGUAAGAGACUUGUAAGAGCAACAGUUGCUAAUCAUCUUGCUGUGUACUCAUUGCUGCAGAGCAAGUGGGAGGGGCCAGAGAUGGGCGGUCGCCAGGGGUGGAGAGCGCGGUACACAUUAUUUCUCAUCCGCCCGAAAACACACUUACCCAUAAGCGAAUACAGACAGAACUUUGAUUGAGCUGGUAUCUGAUCGAUAGGAUCGCUUCUUUGAUGUACCUCUUUGCCCUAGCUAGCGUUUCAGUUUUAAUACUGUAGAACGAUCUUUUCAAAUUAUAAUCAUUCUGAUAGAGAUAUUUUCAUAUACGUGCUUUUAAAAACAAAACAAAAACUACUGUCAGUGUGAAUACUGAGCCAGACUGGCGUACAUAGAUCUAACAUCUUGUCUUACUCUAUAAAAAAAAAAAUAUGGCUUUUAGAUAUAUAGGAUAAUGAUUUUAAUGAGACCCUUAUCUCUUUACUGAACAUUAUGUUAGGGACAGUAUAAGUUAAGCACUUACCUGCUACACAUUGGAAAAUAAAAUGUCUGUCCCCAAUCUUAAGCAGUAUGAAAAUUAGGCUCACCUUAUUUCAUUUUAACUGCUAAAAGUAUGCCUAUAGAAUUUAAAAUUUAAGCACUACUAUUUGUCAUGGCCAUAUUUUAUUUUCCAAAAAUUAAGUUAAAAGUUAUUAAUUAUAUACAUGUAUGUAUUGUAAUAAUUAAAAUACCUUUCAAAUCCAUGAAAUGUCUGCCUUUUAAAUGUAAUUUGGCUUUUUUGUUUGAUUUUUUUUUCAUUCAAGUAGCUGUCUAUUUGUAAACAUUUUUUUCCUUUUAACGAUUUAAAAGCACUUCCAAUUGACUUUAAAUCCUGACUUAGCUUCCAAUUUUUGAAGCAUCUGUUCUCUGUUUAAUUGGUGUAGAUUAAUGAUAAAAAAAAAUCCCAAGCUACUCUAACCAAACUCUAAAUUCCUAAAAGUACUAAGUGAGAGUGACACAAAGGUCAUCAAAGAUGGAAAAGAAGCUGGUCUUUACACUAAUGAAGGUCAUGAAGAAAUAGAAGACAGUAUAGUCAAUUCCACUCUUUGCCAUCUGAGUAGUAUCAUGAUAUGGAGACUGCAGGUUCCAUCUUCAUUGGGACCAUGGUAUAGCUUUCCUAGUUCCAGAAAAUUUUCUUUACAUUUUAUAUAAUAAUUUAAUUACAAUUUCCAUCAAAUUAUUCCUUAGACACUCUUUGUAACAGUUGUGUGUUGCUCUUUAAAAUAUUAACGUUAGACAAAUGUGUGGACGUCAUUCAUUAAAAUUUCCUCUCCAUUGAUCAUUAAUCUUCAGCAGAUUUUAUGAAAAUAAUGAGCUCUUAGGAAAUAUUUUAGAAAUAGUUUUGCUAACAGCAUAUUAAGUAAUAACACUACCCACUUUAUGUAUGUUUCAUUUGUAAUUCACGUACACAAUAAUUUAAAAACAAUCAAUGAUUUAAAUUUUAUCCCCAGCUACCCAAAGUUCUAGCCAACUUUUGAACAUAGAUUUUGUUAGCCUUCAAGUUUAAACGGUGCUGAAUUUUCUUAACUUGAAUGUAAAAACAGAUUAAGGUUUAGCUCAUGGGAUACAAACUUUAAUAUAUGACUGCUUGCUGCGUACUAGGGGCAUGUCAUUUGCUGUUAAAUUGUCUAUAAUAAAGUUCAGUUUCUCUCA
Messenger RNA from Mastomys coucha (southern multimammate mouse), 4799 nucleotides. RefSeq names its product lysyl oxidase (gene Lox). Lineage: Eukaryota; Metazoa; Chordata; Mammalia; Rodentia; Muridae. The transcript has 7 exons. Gene Ontology annotation, molecular function: protein-lysine 6-oxidase activity; copper ion binding. The record is from RefSeq and is a predicted model, not a curated record. Gene Ontology annotation, biological process: peptidyl-lysine oxidation. Bases 438 to 1679 code for a protein of 413 amino acids.